This is a messenger RNA of Rhinichthys klamathensis goyatoka, 1605 nucleotides long. RefSeq lists its product as uncharacterized. The transcript is spliced from 3 exons. NCBI's taxonomy places the organism in Eukaryota, Metazoa, Chordata, Actinopteri, Cypriniformes, Leuciscidae. Bases 104 to 1582 code for a protein of 492 amino acids. The record is from RefSeq and is a predicted model, not a curated record.
UUGUAGUUCUUAAAACUGCCCGAACUAGUUCGGUAGAAGUGCAUGGUAGUUGAUCUGAAAGUCCGUUUGGGUCUAACCUCAAAACUUCGUGCAUUUGGCGUUCAUGAACGCAAAAACCUCUGCUGUAAUGUCCACACAGAGGGGCGAGAAAAACAUUUUGAGUGAUACAAAGUCCUCGAGUGGGAAUAUGGAUUCUGUACGCUGCAACUGGAAUGGGGCAAAAGGGGACCAGAUAUCCACUAGGUCCAAACCCAUGUCAGACACUUUAUCCAAACUGGCUCAAUUGAUCACUUGCAUGGAGUAUAAACCAAAACCUCAGACGUCUUCCUCCAUCCGCAAGGACUGCGGCCACGAAUUCUCGGAACUGAACGACCUUGUGCAUCACCAGGAAAAAGAGCUUGCCCUACAAAAGCUCCAUUGCUGUCAACGGUGUGGCCAAAAGUUUGCUUUGCUCUCUAGUUUGCAGCUACACAAGUGCCCUGGUUCCUCAUCUAUGUGCCAGACGUGCAGAGGGAAACCUACAAGGAGUUCUUCGUGCCCUUCCUGCGGGAGCGAACCUUCAGGCCCACAUCGCCCGGAAGAUCCCUUCAGUCAAGACAACAGCCCCUACGCGUGCGCCCCAUGCGGACAAGCCUUCAGCCACAAGCAAGAGCUGCUGCACCACCAGCAGGCCGGAGGCUGUCAGCCCGCAAAAACUCUCAAACCGCCCUUGCCACCGUCUCCGAGCGCCAGCGCGUCUCUUUCUGCUUGCACUGUGUGUUCCAGAACGUUCCGUUCUUCUGCUGGACUCGCCUGCCACAUGCGCUUUUCCCCCGCACAUACGAAAAGCAGCGUGAAGACGACGAAAGAGGAACACCUUCGCAGCAGGAAGAAGAAGAAGAAGAAAGUUCUCUCAAGUAAGUUGUUUCCAUGCCGUUCCUGUGACAAAUCCUUUCCUAAGACAUCACUGCUCCACCGGCACAGGAAAGAGGAACACCGUCGUGAAAUAAAGGAGAAAGCUCUGAGGAAGGAGAACUCUGAGAAAGCUCCCAGGCGAAGGCGGAAAGGUGAGACGUAUCCGUGCCUUGGCUGCGGGAAAGAGUUCCUGCACCAUCUGACGCGCUGGGCGCAUUUCAAACACUGCGCCUCUCCCCGUGCUGACGCAGCUCGGUGUGACCCGAAGGGUGCAAAGGAUCUCAGACCUUCCCAAGAAAAUCGACCAAGGAGAGGUAGGCCGAGGACCAAAAAUCUGACGGAAACCAAGCAAGAGGAAGAAGUGGAAAGGAAUGAGCAGGAUGAAGACGAGGAUGGCGAGUAUCCUUGUACGUCUUGCGAUCAGGUCUUUAGCUCUAAAGCUGCGCUGCAUGCGCAUGAGGAAGUCCACGAGGAAGUGCCUGAAGGAGUUCAUCAACCAGCCGACACGUGCAGGUGUUGUAGUGUGUGCGCAGGUGGGAUUCCCCUCUCGCAGAUUCCAGAAGAUUGUGAAAAGAAAGUCUAUCACUGUGUGCCAUGUGCCGAGGCCUUCAUAGCCCUGGACACUUUUCUAGAGCACUGCCAGAAACAUCUGAUACGUGAGAAUCAAGAUGAAUUCAGUGAUGACUGAAAGAGCUUCCUUAAAAAAAAAAA